UCACCCGCAAAUAGGCUUUAGACGAUGCGUCUAAGUUGCGAAGUCGCAGUUCAGAACUAUUCGUGUACGCAGGGCUUAGUAAGCCGACGGAAAGCGACACGGGCGAGUGUUUCCAUUGGGCGAAAAACAGGUUCCCCCGCCAAUAGUGGUCAAGAUGACUCUUGCGAUGGCACUGUGUUCUUGUUGCUUUGUACUGCGAGCAACAUGUCUGGCACAAAAUAUAAGGUGUUCGGAAACAUUGCAAAUAUUUUUGGAAAAUUUGUUCGAGAGGGAAAGGCGACCAUACGAUUCAAACAGCCAACUCAUGAAUUAUGCCUCAGUAAAGCAGAUCCUCAAAGCCUUUACAAAUUUUUAACAACAUUGAAGGCAUCCACUAAGGACAACAAGAAUGUUAAACUUCCUGUCCUUUCAACAGUGAAGCGGUCUCAGGUUCAAAAAGCCAAAACUGACCUGAUGAUAUUUGGUGCUAACGAAUAUCUGAAGGCCGCAGCCUCAUUUCCAGAGGGCUUACAGAAACUAAGCGUGGUCAACUGCAGAUUAGUACGCUUCGACUUACGCAUUCUCGCAUUACGACAUCUUGUAGAACUUGAUUUAUCAAAAAAUAGACUAAAACAGCUCGAUUUCUCUUUGGAGCGCUUGAAACACUUAAAGACCCUCAACUUAUCAUCAAAUUUGUUGACUUGUUUACCAUCGAAACUUUGCCGAACUAGCAAGUUGGUUACGUUGGAUUUGAGUUACAACAAACUGGCAUGUCUUCCCAUUGCGUUUGGUGCAAUGAAGUCCCUUGUUAAUGUGAAGCUGAACAACAAUUGUCUUAGUUCCUUACCAAGCAAUAUUGGGUUGCUAACAAAGUUACAAUUUCUAAAUGUCAGCGACAAUCAGCUUGUUCUGUUGCCAUGUUCAGUUGUAAGCGAGUUACAGAUGAACACAUUGGAUAUAUCUGGGAAUAAUUUUCUAUCCUAUGAAGAUGAUAUCGCACACAAUUUUCUAUGUGAGACAUUACAAGAAAGAGCUGCAAAAGUCAUCUGGAAUAGACAAUUAUACUACAAUGAAUAUAUGGUUGGACGGCAUCUUUGCAACUUUCUUGAUUCGGCAAAGAAAUGUUGCACAUGCAGAAAGUGGUGCUUUGGUUGUGUUUAUGCUACAGGGCAGCAAAACCCCAAUGAUUUGGCAAUCAACUGCACAUCGGAUGGUCAACGAGAUGUACCCCUUGAGCUCUAUUUUUGUUCAGCAAAAUGCGCAAUACAUUUAGGGGUGAAGGUGUGAAUUUUAAAAAGAUCUCAUACGAUGCAAACUGGAUAAAAGUAAAAAGUCCAUUCAAAUUAGAAUUCAUAUUAACUAUUGACCAUAAUAAAGAUGACUAUGGUAUAUUAUAUAAUCAAGAUUUACUAAAAGAAGGCCUAAAAAAAUGGUGGAUGCUGCAUGCUGAUUUGUCUUAAAAAUGUACAAAAUGAUUUAAAAAAUGUAAAUAACUAUUUUUUCAAUAAA
Molecule: messenger RNA, 1488 nt
Organism: Dendronephthya gigantea
Lineage: Eukaryota; Metazoa; Cnidaria; Anthozoa; Malacalcyonacea; Nephtheidae
Product: leucine-rich repeat protein 1-like
Exons: 4
Coding region: 25-1266 (413 amino acids)
Molecular function (GO): protein binding
Source: RefSeq, a predicted model, not a curated record